Melanotaenia boesemani (Boeseman's rainbowfish) is the source of this 2463-nucleotide messenger RNA. Its product is annotated as LUC7 domain-containing protein. Gene Ontology annotation, biological process: mRNA splice site recognition. Gene Ontology annotation, molecular function: mRNA binding. Bases 503 to 1768 code for a protein of 421 amino acids. The record is from RefSeq and is a predicted model, not a curated record. The transcript is spliced from 10 exons. Gene Ontology annotation, cellular component: U2-type prespliceosome; U1 snRNP. Lineage: Eukaryota; Metazoa; Chordata; Actinopteri; Atheriniformes; Melanotaeniidae.
GCGCUUCGCGGUGACGCGCACGGAGAGGAACUGGGAAGGCGGAAGAGACGACGUUGAACAAACUUGAUUUCUAGCUGACUGGCUAGAGAUACAUUUAGAUACUAUGUGCAUAGCAGAAAUUGUUUGUUGCUUUCAUACAUAUUUAUUAGCUAAUCAAACGCCCUGAUUAAAUUAAUUCACAGCUGUCUCAACUCGCCACGCGAGUCGACCCGACCAGUGGACUCCAGCAGUUUUCAAACAGACGUUGCACUUGUUCUGCCGACCCGAAGCAAUUCACCUUUACAAAGUAACAUUUAGCCUCUGUAAAAGUGUUCUAAUAUCCCGUAAAUUGAGCAAAUAAUAAAUACAUUAAGACUGCUCGCUCUGAAGGACCCGGGCUUAUUCUUGUGGGAUAAGUUGUUCGUGCUGUUGUUGGAGGAACCUAGGAGGCCUGCAGUUUGAGGAAGCUGCAUGUAUGAAGAUUGCUGCUGGCGAGUAGUGACUCACACAACGUUAUACAAACAUGUCGGCCCAGGCACAGAUGCGAGCAAUGCUGGACCAGCUCAUGGGGACGGGGAGAGACGGAGACACCAUGCGGCAGAGAAUCAAAUUCACAGAUGAUCGAGUCUGCAAAAGCCACCUCUUGGAUUCAUGUCCUCAUGACAUCCUGUCAGGAACCAGAAUGGAUCUGGGAGAGUGUGUCAAAGUCCACGACUUGGCCCUAAGAGCAGAUUACGAGAUUGCCUCUAAGGAGCAUGAGUACUUCUUUGAACUUGAUGCUGCUGAACACCUUCAGUCUUUCAUCGCUGACUGCGACCGCAGAACUGAGCUGGCCAAGAAGAGACUAGCAGAGACUCAGGAUGAGAUCAGCGCUGAAGUAGCUGCAAAGGCUGAGCGUGUCCACGAGUUAAAUGAAGAGAUCGGCAAGCUGCUGGCCAAAGCAGAGCAGCUUGGGGGUGAGGGGAAUGUUGAUGAAGCCCAGCAGAUUCUGGAGAAGGUGGAGAAGACCAGGGCCUUAAAGAAGGAAGCCGAGGAUGUGUACAGAAACUCUAUGCCUGCCUCCAGCUUUCAACAGCAAAAACUACGUGUGUGUGAGGUUUGCUCAGCCUAUUUGGGUCUCCACGACAACGAUCGUCGUCUGGCUGACCACUUUGGAGGCAAGCUUCACCUUGGUUUCAUAGAAAUCCGUGAGAAGCUUGAAAAGCUAAGGAAAGCUGUUGUAGAGAAACAAGAGCGAAUGCGCAUGAGAAGAAGAGAGGAACGUGAAAGGGAAGAUGAAAGAGAGCGACAGUGGGAGCUGGAGCGGGAAAGAGAGAGAGAGCGCGAACGGCAGAGAGAGUGGGAACGGGAAAGGGAUCGAAGGAGGUCAAGAUCUAGAAGCGGAGACCGAUACAGGGAUGGAGGCAGUUCAUCGUCCCAUCAUUCAAGACGCCACCACUCCUCUCGUUCCAGAGAAGAUGGGGCCGAUCGGGAUAGGGAGCGAGAAAGGAAGCACCGACACAAGGACAGACAUCGCUCACGCUCCCAUUCCCACAGACGCAAAAAGAAGAGAUCCUCAAGAGACAGAUCAUCUCACACCCGCGACAGAGAGGGCUCACCAUCCCAGGACAGAUGGAGAGAAGGUGCUGGGGAGGGAUGGCGUGACGAAAGAGCCGAGUAUGGACACUGGGAGGGCAGGGAGAGGUCCACUUCUCCGGACAUGGCGAAGGGCAGGGAACGAGAGAGAUCCCUGUCGUUUGAGCGGGACCGACGUUCCAGCUCGGAGGAGCGGGAGUCUGGGGAGAUAUGAACAGUUCUGUUUCUGAUUUGGAGAUAUUGAGUAAAAAGGAGCAUGGAAUGAUGAGUGUCCUGGUGCGAGUGUACAUGUUUGUCAUGGCUGUAUACAUGUGGACGGUGGAGAUGAGGGACCGGCUUCAGCUGUGGUGACUUGUCAGAUUAAGUGAAGUGAGACUCGCAUGGGAUCAGUGAAGUCGUUUUUGUGUCAUCGUGUAUACCGUAUGUACAGUAAUUUACACAGUGACAUGGAAGAAAUUAAACAGACAGCAACCCUUCUUAAGGUUUUUUUUUAUUUUUCUUACAUGAAGUGCAUUUUUUUUCCUUUUUUUUCUCCCAUAAAUCAUUUAGUUGGAUCUUAAAUCUUAAUUUGUUUCCUCUUUCAGUAAGUGUGGCGCCCCUCCUCAGUGUCACACAAGCUGACUGAAGCCACUUCUAAUGUUUUGUGGUUUAUUUGUUGCCUUCAACUAUAAUGAUUUCAUUAGGGGGAAUCUGAAACACAUUUUGUGACAUGCAGUGAUGAGCAUUUACUUUAAAAAUGACCUCACUUGUCCUAAAAAGAAGUCAUCUGAAUAUUCGCUCUUAAAACUGGACAGAUCCUACAUGUGUAUUUACACAGAUCCUUUGCUGUGAUGCAGCCCAGCUUUGUUGGGUAGAGAUGUCUACUUUGCAGUGCCACCACCCCGUGAAUAAAAUUUCUGUUUAAAUACA